Molecule: messenger RNA, 4546 nt
Organism: Anopheles cruzii
Lineage: Eukaryota; Metazoa; Arthropoda; Insecta; Diptera; Culicidae
Product: A disintegrin and metalloproteinase with thrombospondin motifs 1
Exons: 15
Coding region: 929-3226 (765 amino acids)
Biological process (GO): proteolysis
Molecular function (GO): metalloendopeptidase activity
Source: RefSeq, a predicted model, not a curated record
CACGCACCAGGUGUACUCGUCGUCGCCGUUGCCGUCGUCGCCGUCGUGGUCGUUUUCGUUUGUCUUCCGCCGUUUUGCGUUGCAAUUGUCGCCGCUCCCAGAUCGAAGCAACGACCGAACGGCGAAGACAGACGCCUAGCGCGGCACGAGGAGGACCCCGGAGGAGUGGAACCGGCACUUGGCGGUAGGUGCGACGACGUGCGGUGCGUGUUCAUGCGCGGUUCCGAUCACAGGCUAGAAACGUGUGCGCCGUACGAUGAUGCAAAUUUUCGAUUGCCUUCGUAAGAAACUCUAAAGAAAUGCCGUCCAUUAGGCUGACGGAGAAAUAAGCACAAUAUUAGAACACCUGCGACCCUUGCGAUAACGGCAUCAAAAGUGCGAUAAAUGUGUUCCACACUAAGACAAUCCACCGUGAAAGUGCCCUCCUUGCCAAUCGAGGUGGCAGCAAGUUAAAAUAACAAGAGAGCUCGAUCGCCAGUCAAGCGACGAACCUAUCAAUUCGAGAACGGGCCUCUACAGAGUUCAGUGAAGUGUGUUGGAGAGGACUCCCGCAUCCCUCGAGCCAGAAGUGCCACUAGGCAGAUUUCAGUGAGAGUGAGAAACGGGAAAGAAAAGCCAACCACCGGCCACCGGUUUGGCAAUUUGGUGCUGUGACCAUCACCAGUAGUCUGGAAGAAAAGAAGUAAAACGUUCGGGGUUGCUUCAAUUCGAGUGUUGUGUGUGUGCGCGUGUGAUUUGUAUGUGUCCCCGCCGAUGAAGAUAGUGUCUCGCGCUGCAGCAAGAUCGCGGUGAUUGGGACGAGUGAUUUGCUGCUCGUUCGUGUGAAUCCCUAUCCCCCGGCGUUCGGUUGUGCAUUGAACAUCGCCGAUGUGUAGUUUAUUGAGCAUUUAACACCCCGAAUAUAAACAUUGCCGAUCCGAGCCACAAAAUGAUGCGGCUCGGGCUCUACCUUGCAGCGUCAUGGACGUUACUGUGUACCUACAGUGCAGCGACGCCAGAUAUCCACCGCCACAUGUCCACUGCCCAGCUGCAGGAAGUAUUUCACGUCGAUCACGUCGAGCUGGUGCCACAUUACGAGCUUGUCAAGUUGACGCACCACACAAACCAACCGUCGCUGGCGAGCGUCCGGCGGAAACGUAGCAUCGAUGCUGGCACCGCAACGGGCGUGUCCUCAUCGCCAAACGGUCUCGGCGCGGUGCCGGAGGACCACCACCAGCACGUCAAAAAGGACCUCAGCAAGGUGCGUUUCAGCGAGAAGGCGAGCGAACUGACCGCGAAGCGACCGGGACCGUUCAAAUCGUCGGUGCGCACUCGGGAAGAUGCCGGUCCGGUUCCACUGGAGGCCGGCCCGAUCGUGGACGCUGCUCUGGAGCCAGCGGAGCAGCCCAGCAUAGCGGACAUCGACGAGCACCGGGUGUCGUUCGAGGCGUUCGGCGAGAACGUUAACCUGACGCUCCGGAAGACGGAAGGGUUGCUGCGGAGCGGGCCGCCGCACUCGCUGCGGAUGUGGAACGUACGGUCCGAUCCCAACUCGACGCAAGGGCUGGUCUACGAGGAGAUCCACGACGAGGACCCCGAGCCGGCCGACUCCUUCGGUGACAUCUAUCAGGACGAGGAGAAUAUGGCCGCAAUCCUCAUGCGCAAGCAUCUGGAAAGUGGAGACCUAAUGAUGGAGGGUAGUAUAGGUCAUGAACUAGUGAUAAAGCCAGUGCCAACCGAAAUCUCCCAGGAGGAGGAUGGAAGUGUUCAUCAUGUUAUUUAUAAGCGCAAGACACACAACGAAGAGCACAACGAUCAGUUUAGUGAUUAUGCAUUCAUGGAGCCGGACCGGCUGCAGAAGCGAUUUCGGUCGAAGCGCAGCCCGCAGUCGUACUACAAGAGCUCGCGGGCCAUCGAUCGAACCAUCUACCCCGAGAUCCUGGUGAUCGUCGACUACGACGGCUACCGGCUGCACGGCGGCGACAACGUGCAGGUCAAGCGCUACUUCGUUUCCUUCUGGAACGGUGUCGACCUGCGGUAUCGGCUGCUGAAGGGACCGAAGAUUCGCAUCAGCAUCGCCGGCAUCAUCAUCUCGCGGGGCCGAGACGCCACACCGUACCUGGAGCGGAAUCGGGUCGGGCGGGACGCGAUCGAUUCGGCCGCAGCCCUUACCGACAUGGGCAAGUACCUGUUCCGAGAGCGAAGGCUGCCGGUCUACGAUAUAGCGGUCGCCAUCACGAAACUAGAUAUGUGUAGAAGGCAAUAUGCAAAUGACGCGUGUAAUCGCGGUACCGCAGGAUUCGCCUACGUCGGCGGGGCGUGCGUGGUGAACAAGCGGCUGGAAAAGGUCAACAGUGUGGCCAUCAUCGAGGACACCGGUGGCUUCAGCGGUAUCAUUGUGGCCGCCCAUGAAGUUGGCCAUCUGUUGGGCGCCGUCCACGAUGGGUCGCCACCGCCGAGCUACCUCGGGGGCCCGGGCGCCGAGAAGUGUCGCUGGGAGGACGGCUACAUCAUGUCCGAUCUGCGGCACACCGAGCGAGGCUUCCGGUGGUCGCCAUGCAGUGUGCAGAGUUUCCACCAUUUCCUCAAUGGUGACACCGCCAGCUGCCUGCACAAUCCACCGCACGAGGACGAAGCGUUGGGCCGGGCCCUGCCCGGAACGCUCCUCUCGCUGGACGCCCAGUGCCGGCGGGAUCGCGGCACUUCGGCGUGCUUCAAGGACGAACGGGUCUGCGCGCAGCUGUUCUGCUUCGACUCGGCCAGCGGCUACUGCGUCGCGUACCGGCCCGCCGCCGAAGGAUCCUCCUGCGGAGACGGACAACACUGUCUCGACGGGAGAUGUGUUGCCGAGCACGAGAACAUUAUACCGGACUACUCGCAACAUACUCCGUCGUACACGCGCUACAAUCAGCAGUCUGUGAAAUAUAACUACGACGACAAGUCAGAACAGCAGGAAGAAUUGACAGAUUAUGAACCGUCUAGCACGCCAACGACCACCACCAGCACCAGCACCACGACCACCACCACGAGCACCACCACCCCAGCACCGCCACCGGUGACGUCGACGACGAGGAACUACUACCAGUACUACAAUCACAAGUCCACGAGUACCUAUCCCAUGGAUGAUGAGGAUAAGCGAUACAAAAACUUCAUGAAUGCCAUCAAACGGAAGCGAUUACAACACCUGAAGGAGCAGCUGGAGCUUCAGCAGCAACAACAGCUGCAACUGAUCAGCAACCAGCAAUGAGACUGGGCCGGGAUCGGGAGGAAGCCUUCAGAGUGACCCUAACCAACCAGCAACGAGCAGCAAAAGAAACUCCUUUCGGCCGGCACCACCAAAAAUUGGCCCGGGGCCCUUCGGCUUUAAACUCGGCACAACAACGAAUACUGCCCACACUGCUUUUUUGCCUCGUUUUUCGGCACCUAAUUCCGCAUAAUCUGUAGUCGUUUCUCUUGUAAGUCAUGGACCGUCAUCCGGGGGUUCAUUCAUGUCCCCGUCUCCACAACCCGCCGUUGGCAUCCGAAACUGCUUAUCUGUUCAGAGUGUACAUAGUUAGUGCCUUAGUCCUCUCUGCCUUAGUAUGGAUUGUUUUUACUAUUGCGCAUCAUACAAGAUUUAGUGUCUAGCGUUUCGUCUGGCCUUAGGAAAGGGAAACAGGGAGAGAGAGUGUGUGAAACAGUUCGAUAAGAGUUGUGAAACACCUGGCGAUAAAUAUAGGUGACAAACGAAAAAAAAGUUAACGUAAGCCAGACCGGGAUCGCAAAAACAAAAUCGUUGAACGAAUGUUUUGUUUUUGUGUCGCAUAAUAUUAGAGUCGCGUUUUUUCUUCUCGUACCGCGUAGCGUAGUGUUCGGGUGUGGUCGGAUCGGCCACCACACGCGAUCCCAAAGCGAUCCCCCGAAUGUGCGGGAUGUGCUCGAUGGGAAAAGAACGAUAAGAAACCCCACGAUUUAGGUAGUGAACUAUGCAAAACAAGAUAAAACGCCCGAUGUCCGAUUCAUUAGAGAAGACGCAAGCAAAACAAUCGCACAGACGAUCGGGGCGAGCUCGGUGCUUCGGAGCACCGCGACCACCUGUGUAGAGUUUUAAUUUAUUGGAUUUAAGUUAUAGAACGUAGUAGAACUGCGACGGCUUUUAUGUUUCGAUGUCGAUGUCGGGGGCCGUUGAUAUAUAUAUUUUUUACAUAAAAAAACGUUGGCCGAAACGCAAAUCGUUGACCGCGGCGCGAUCGGCUGCUACUCGAUCGGCAACUAGGAGCUAGUAAAUAGUAAACGAAGCAACAACAACAACGAAGCAACGGCGACAAAGCAUCGGUGUGAUGACAGUGUGAGGCAGGAGAGCAUAGGCAUUAGGGGUUUGAAAGAAAGAGAAAAAAAUCAAUAACGGGAUGGCCACGUGCCACCCAACGGCGAAAUGAUUUGCGAUAUUUGCAUGCAACACCGGUAAACAUCGGCACGGGAGCGAUAUGCGUACGAUGGGGCGCAGGAAGAACAGAUUCAGCCGAUUACGAUGCAGAUGUAUUUCGUUUAUGUAUUUUGUAAAGUGAACAUCUUAAUAAAACAAACA